Messenger RNA from Cyclopterus lumpus (lumpfish), 1659 nucleotides. Its product is annotated as zona pellucida sperm-binding protein 3-like. Gene Ontology annotation, molecular function: acrosin binding. The record is from RefSeq and is a predicted model, not a curated record. NCBI's taxonomy places the organism in Eukaryota, Metazoa, Chordata, Actinopteri, Perciformes, Cyclopteridae. Gene Ontology annotation, biological process: egg coat formation; positive regulation of acrosome reaction; binding of sperm to zona pellucida. Gene Ontology annotation, cellular component: extracellular matrix.
UGGGUCAGACAGGAAGACAGUUUACGGUCUGAACCAGUUUGCUGUUCUUCAGUGCUAUGAAGACCUUGUGUUUUUUGGUUCACCUCCUGGUUGGACUGUGUUUCAGGUCAUAUUCUGCUUUUCCUCCCCAAGAUUACACUCAACAUGCUUCAAUUCAAAGUCCUCAGAUCACAGGGACCUCCCAACACACUCGGCAAGAAAAGGCACCAGCCGAGGAACAAGAGCAGGAGAAUACGGUCAGAGUGACCUGCCAUCCAGACUCCUUGGAGAUUAUUAUUAAAGUUGACAUGUUUGAAGUUGGAGCUCCUGUUAAUGGCGAUGACUUGCGUCUUGGAGUGGAGCACAAUGACUACUGUAGAGCUACAACGUCUUCAAGAGAUGAGUACAGAAUCCUUGUUGGACUCAUGGACUGCGGCACCAAACAAAGGAUGACUGAAGACACACUGGUUUACACAAACCUCCUUGUAUACUUGCCUGUGGCCUCUCCAGAUGGGGUGGUUCGAAUGGAUGAGGCUGUAAUUCCAAUUGAGUGUCAUUAUGAAAGGACGUACCGUUUGUCCAGUUCUUCACUCAUGCCCACCUGGAUCCCCUUCAUGGCUACACAAGCUGCAGUGGCAACUUUGGCAUUUGACUUGAGAAUUAUGACAAAUGACUGGCUUUAUCGAAGAAGCUCUAAUGUGUUUUACCUUGGCGAGCCCAUCGGCAUCGAAGCCUCAGUCAGAGUUGGACAUCACACGGGGCUCCUGGUGUUUGUGAGCAGCUGUGUGGCGACACUUUACCCAGAUGUAGCCUCUGAGCCGAGAUACGUCUUUGUUGAAAAUGGGUGCUUGGUUGACUCUGAGCUUCCAGGUUCUAGGUCUCACUUCUUAUCCAGGACACAGGAUGACAAGCUCCAUUUGACCAUUGAUGCUUUUAAAUUUCAUAAUGAGGACAGAGGAGAACUCUACAUCACAUGUCACUUGAAUGCUGUACUAGCAAAUGAUGCAGAGGCACCAAAUAAGGCAUGCAGUUUUGUAAAUGGAAGAUGGAGGUCAGCUGAUGGUAAUGACCAUGUAUGUGGCUAUUGUCAAAGUCUCGAUAAUCCGAGCAGCCCUGGCAAGAUUGGUCCUCGUGGGUUUGCGAAGCCAGGUGAACCUGAAUUGUUUCAGAGUGGAUUGGGAACCAAUAAAGUGUGGAAACAGGAGGCAAGAGUGGGUCCAAUCUUCUUGCCAGUGAAGCAGAACAUUGGGCCUAUACCUGUGGAGGAGCUUCCUCCUGGUCUAAAUAAAAUCAUCAGACCUUCACUGUUUGGCAGCCAGUGGCGAAGUGGAAUAAACCACACAAUUGAUGAUAAGGGACUCCUUCUUGGUUCACAAUCUACACCAGACGAGGUUGUGGUUCAGGCUUCAGAUUCUAAGCAGAAUCGAGAUGAAAAUGGUGGAACACAUUUGGAGGAUGCGGAUGCUGUGAAAGUCUCUGCACUUCUAGAAAAGGAAUCUCAUGAGGUAGACUUGGAAUCAAAGGGAGCAACGGUGGAAGAAAGCAGCAUGUCAACCCUCGACGAUGCCAGCCCAAUUGUUGAGUUUACUGUGAAUGUGACCAAAAUGUCAAAUGCAACACAAAGUGCCCUUAUAGAUACAAAUGACUCCCAAAUAUAAUAAACUAUUGCUGGUAAUUUGA